AUGCCGCCCCCGUCCCUCCUGCUCCUCCACUCCCGCGCCCCGCUUCAGCCUCGCUCCUUCAGGAUGAACUCCCGGGCAGCUCCGAGCAGGGUCGUCGUCUGCUCCGUCGCGUCCGCCGGGGGGUUCAUCUCCGCAGCACCGAUCCUCCUUCCCGAGGGCCCUUGGAAGCAGGUAGAAGGCGGCGUUACUGCCGCGAAGGGGUUCAAGGCGGCGGGCAUCUAUGGUGGGUUGCGUGCCAAGGGCGAGAAGCCUGACUUGGCACUGGUCGCCUGCGACGUCGACGCAACUGUAGCAGGAACAUUUACAACAAACGUUGUUGCCGCUGCACCUGUUUUGUAUUGCAAGCAUGUCCUUAGCACAUCGAAAAUAGGUCGUGCUGUGUUAAUUAAUGCUGGACAAGCAAAUGCUGCAACUGGUGAUCUUGGCUAUCAGGAUGCAGUGGAUAGUGCAGAUGCUGUUGCCAAGCUUCUCAAUGUGAGCACAGAUAACAUACUGAUUCAGUCUACUGGUGUCAUUGGUCAAAGGAUAAAGAAGGAGGCACUUUUAAAUUCGCUACCUAGACUUGUGGGCUCGCUGUCUUCUUCAGUUCAGGGUGCGAAUUCUGCUGCUGUGGCCAUUACAACUACAGACCUUGUUAGCAAGAGCAUUGCUGUCCAGACUGAGAUUGGAGGAGUGGCUAUCAGAAUAGGUGGAAUGGCUAAAGGUUCUGGAAUGAUUCACCCAAAUAUGGCAACAAUGCUCGGUGUUUUAACCACAGAUGCUCAAGUCAGCAGUGAUGUCUGGAGAGAAAUGGUCCGGACAUCAGUGAGUAGAAGUUUCAACCAAAUUACAGUGGAUGGUGAUACUAGUACCAAUGACUGUGUUAUUGCUAUGGCAAGUGGGUUGUCUGGUUUAUCUGGAAUUCAAAGUCUUGAUAGCACUGAGGCUCAACAGUUCCAAGCUUGCCUAGAUGCAGUAAUGCAAGGUCUUGCGAAAUCCAUAGCAUGGGAUGGUGAGGGUGCAACAUGCCUAAUUGAGGUUACUGUAAGUGGCGCCAACAGUGAGGCAGAAGCUGCUAAAAUUGCUCGUUCAGUAGCAUCUUCUUCUCUGGUUAAAGCCGCUGUGUUUGGAAGAGACCCAAAUUGGGGACGAAUUGCUUGCUCAGUUGGCUAUUCAGGCAUUCAAUUUGACGCAAAUCGACUUGAUAUUUCUCUGGGAGUUAUUCCACUAAUGAAAAAUGGCCAACCACUCCCCUUUGACAGAUCCGCAGCUAGCAGGUAUCUCAAAGAUGCUGGAGAUGCCCAUGGUACAGUGAACAUUGAUAUAUCAGUUGGGAGUGGAGGAGGAAAUGGAAAGGCAUGGGGCUGUGAUCUGAGCUACAAAUAUGUUGAAAUAAAUGCUGAAUAUACGACGUGA
This is a messenger RNA of Miscanthus lutarioriparius, 1395 nucleotides long. The record is from the annotation of a GenBank genome assembly. Lineage: Eukaryota; Viridiplantae; Streptophyta; Magnoliopsida; Poales; Poaceae.